This is a messenger RNA of Clonostachys rhizophaga, 1587 nucleotides long. The record is from the annotation of a GenBank genome assembly. NCBI's taxonomy places the organism in Eukaryota, Fungi, Ascomycota, Sordariomycetes, Hypocreales, Bionectriaceae.
AUGGAGAUGGUAGCGAGGACUCUGGGCAAUGACACCCGUGGGUGGAUUCUCUGUAUCAUCAGCGGGAUAGCCUGCCUCUUUGGCGCGUCUAUCAUCUGUGUCGAUGCGAUUGUCAGACUUUUCCCCGGCAAGCGGAAUUUCCGCAUCGAGGAGAGCAACGUCUUCUUGGCUUGCUCUCUGAGUCUCAGCUUUGGCGUCAUGCUCUUUUCGUCGUUAUACAGCAUGUUACCCGAGUCGAAGCGAUACCUUAUCAACGAUGGCUGGGCCGACCGUACUGCUGGCCUUAUUAUGAUGGCGUGUUUUGUUGGCGGCUUUUUUGGUAUCCAAAUAAUCUCGAGGUUGCUGCAUCAAUAUAUCCCUUCUCACGUCGUUGGGUGCGAUCAUACCCACGCGGGUGCUUCGGCUAGUCAAAAACGUUCCCGUAGCCAUAGCCAUAGCCAUGGUCAUGGCGAUAGCCACGAUCAUCGUCAUAGCCGGAGAAGCCUGUUCCGCAACCGAUCUUCCCACGCGCACGAACACAAGACCAUUAAAUACGGCACCGCAAUUUCUGCCUCCGAGUCAACCCCUCUUCUGACGACUAGCGACCCAGAAGCGCUUAGAAGGCACGCAUCUGCGAGGGGAGACGAGAUGGAAGAGCGACCUCCUACCCCGCUAAACGUACGAGGCCGUGCAAGGACCGAUGACCCUAAUGCCAUGCGCAAGCCUUCCAUCUUCCAAGUACAAAAGCGAGUCAUGUCUUUUGUCAAGGAUACAAAGUGCGGUUGCGACGAAUCAGGCUCCUGCUAUGGCUACACCGACCCAUGCGGCCAGGAAUGUUUCAAACAUUUGACCACUCAUCCAACUCAAGGGUCCAGCCGAGCAUCCGUGCUACAAACUACAACGGGUCCUUUUUAUCCCCACACAGGUUCCAUUUUCCAAGGGGGACGACCUCAGCCCGACGAAGAGCUCGGUGAAGAAGGCGCUGGCCCUCACUUUCGAACGAGUCGGGCCACUUCGCGUGAGCCACUGAGUCUGGACGAGGAUGAUACCAUUGACGGCCAGGGCGAUAUAUCUUCAUCGACAGAGGAUGUUGAUGAGGCCGAUGAACACCACCACCACGUACCCACAAAUGCCUUUCUCUCUAUCGGUCUGCAGACUUCUAUAGCUAUCGCUCUUCACAAAUUCCCCGAGGGUUUCAUUACCUAUGCGACGAACCAUGCAAGCCCUGCUUUGGGCUUCAAUGUGUUCAUGGCACUUUUCGUGCACAAUAUAUCAGAGGGUUUUGCCAUGGCAUUGCCUUUAUACAUGGCUCUUGGCUCGCGGUGGAAGGCUAUGAUCUGGUCUUCCCUCUUGGGUGGUCUAUCGCAACCCAUGGGCGCAGGUUUGGCCGCUUUGUGGUUCGGCCUUGCCAGCCACAACAACGUCAAGCCCAGCCCAGUAGUUUAUGCAUGCUUGUUUGCCAUUACCGCUGGCAUAAUGGUCAGCGUGGCACUCCAGCUGUUUGUCGAGAGCCUGAGCCUUAACCACAAUCGGAACCUGUGUAUCUUCUUUGGGUUCAUCGGAAUGGCGAUCUUAGGUCUCAGCAAUGCUUUGUUUGGGGGACAUUAA